Messenger RNA from Hemibagrus wyckioides, 2833 nucleotides. It is a transcript of the gene serpinh2, whose product is annotated as serine (or cysteine) peptidase inhibitor, clade H, member 2. The transcript is spliced from 5 exons. Gene Ontology annotation, molecular function: serine-type endopeptidase inhibitor activity. The record is from RefSeq and is a predicted model, not a curated record. Bases 309 to 1538 code for a protein of 409 amino acids. Gene Ontology annotation, cellular component: endoplasmic reticulum. Gene Ontology annotation, biological process: collagen fibril organization; negative regulation of endopeptidase activity. NCBI's taxonomy places the organism in Eukaryota, Metazoa, Chordata, Actinopteri, Siluriformes, Bagridae.
GGAAAAAAAGGGAAAAUCUGAGCGCAACAAGUUGGAAGCAGAAAGCAAUGGCGCAGGUUAAACAAGCGGGUUAUUGUUCAGACUCUGAAGCAGUUUAGGGAGGCGGUGGUUUGUAAAAACUCUACGUGGCUGAAUGGGAAAAAUUUGGAGAAAAGGGGAUAAAUGACUUGAUUGGAGCACAGACUCGAUUUGGCUUAAAGGAAAGCAAAAGAGCUUCCUCUGCCACGUAGGAAACCCCACCAUUCCUGAGCCAGUGAAGGAGACGGAGGAAAGGAGAGGAAACUGCAACAUAUUAACGCUUUGCCGCCAUGCUACCAACUGCUGUUCUGUGUUUAUCACUGGUCUCCAUGGUCAGUCCCUCUACAUCCCAACAACCCCUGACCUCAGGGGAUCCCAAGCAGAAGAUCUUUUCAUCCAAGAGCCACCCAAGCUGGUCCUUAGGGCUGCAAGUGUACAGAGCUCUUCGUAGUGAAGGCUCUAACAUCAACACCCUCAUUUCUCCUGUACUGCUUGCCAACUCACUGAGCGCAUUGAGUCACAUAGCCAAGGGAGCCACAGCCAGGCAGCUCCAGGAGCUCCUGAAGAGCAACAAGGAUGAGAAACAAGCUGAGAAAUCAUCAUCCAAUCCAUUUACAUCCAUGAGAAAUGCAAAUGGAACCAGCAACACACUGCAUGGUUCCUCAGCUAUCUUCUCCAAACAGGUUCCUACACUGGAGAGCAGCUUACUGGAGGAGCUGCAGGCCCAGUUUGAACUGGACCAUGUGGCUUUAGGUGCAGGGAAUAAACAGGAAGAUAUGAAGAAGCUCAGUUCAUGGGCUAAAAGAGGAAUGGGAGGAGUAAAGGAAAUGCCACUGAAUGAAGGGCCAGAUGCUGAAGACGGAGCUCUGAUCCUGGCCAGUGCACUACACAUUAAAGGGUUUGGGGAUCAUGGCUUUGACAAAGAAAAUGAAGACCGGCGAAGGUUUUUGGGCACCAAGUACACCAAAGUGCAUAUGAUGCACAGAGCAGGCAUGUACCGUCACUAUGAGGACAUAGAGAAUAUGGUGCAGGUGUUGGAGCUGGGUCUGUGGGGUGGAAAGGCCAGCAUGGUACUUCUGUUGCCUUUCCAUGUGGAGAGUUUGGCCAGGCUGGAGCGCAUGAUGACACUUGAGCAGCUGGAGAAAUGGCUGGGGAAACUGAGCAGCAUGAGCAUGGCAUUGUCUCUGCCCAGGGUCAAUAUCAGCAGCACACUCAGCCUACAGAAACAGUUAGCCGCACUGGGCGUGGUUGACGCCUGGGACCGGAAAGUGGCGGAUUUCUCGGGUCUCGGGAAGGGGAAGAUUCAUCUGGGUGACGUCCUUCAUUGGGCAUCCCUGGAACUGGUGUCCAAUUCAGGCAGUAAGGACAGCGAAGAGGACGAAGAGCAUGUGGAGAAACCCAAAGUUUUCUACGCAGACCAUUCCUUUAUUAUCCUGGUGAAGGAUAACAGCACUGGAGCUCUGCUGAUGUUGGGUGCACUGGAUCUAGCAGACGGACCUGCACUGCAUGAUGAGCUAUAGACGGUGGAUGACGUAUGGAUACUUACUCCAUAAAAUGGCCCAUCAAAGAAAAUGCCAGGGGUGUCCAGUAUUAUCCGAAAAGGGCGCAGGUUUUCAUUCCAACCAAGCAGAAACCACACCCGAGUCUAUUUAAAACCAAAAUCAACUGAUUGAACAGGUGCAAUCAGAUGUGGCUCCUGCUUGAUUAGAAGGAUAACCUGCCCCCACACCAGGCCUUCAUUGAAUAAGACUGUACACCCCUUGAUCUAAGCCAUUUGUCCAGUGACACUGUAUAUACAUAUAUAUUUAAAUAACGGCAUGUGAUGAGUGAGUAAUUAUAGGUCCAAUUUUACAGUUCUGUAAGUGGCAAAAAAACACAAGACACUAUUAAGGGUCAGCAGAAGCUCGUAUUAUUUCUAACACCUAUCGAGCUCCAUUAAAUGUGCAAAGAAGAGCUAAUGGAAGGUGUAAAACGAUUUAUUAGAGCUUAGAAAAUCUAGCCGAACAAUUUCACCCAGGCUGAACCUGGAACUCAUUCCAUUAUUGUAACAAACGGGCUCACCAUGAGCGCACACCAGGCAUUCACACACUGAUGGCCCCCCUGAGAGAUUAAUCCUUUCACACUUGUGAAAUAUUCAGUGGAUUGUUCUCAGAUCUCUCUGCGAUAGUGUCGCUUUUACUUAUAUUCAUAUUGGCAACCUGACACUCCUCUCAUUUUAACACUCAGAGAUCUAAAGACACACUCUACAAGGCAACGUGAUCUUUCCUACUAACAACAAUACCCAACACUUGUAGUCCCAAAGUUGGCUAGAGUUUCUGAGCCCAAGCCGAGGGGUGCGUUUACUUUGUCACCACACACCACUUGCCAACUAAAUGAUCUGACAAUUGCACUGAACUUUGACGUGGGAUGGGUUUGCGCUCUCUCGCGCUCUCUUACGCUCUCUCUCUCUCUCUUUCACUCUCUGUCUCUAAGUUGUUGCCCAAUAGAUUAGGAGCUGCAGGGGGUCAAGCUCUAAGCUGGCAUACCGAGUCCCACUCCAGGAGCAGUCCCCUGGGAGAAAGAUUGCUCAACCAGGCUGUUAUUGAUGGGAUCUGCUUAAUACUAAUGACGCUAAUGACUCGAGACCACUGUCAACACCGCAGGCAGACGAUAAACCUUUAAUCUUUUAAUGCCUCCUUGGAUCAAUGGAGGCUGUGCCCUUGUGACACCGUUGUCCAUUUAGAGUGGUUAGGAAUUACAUUUAAAAUGCUGUUUGUAUGUGUGUGUUUGUUGUGUAAUGUAUUUUAAUGUAUUUUUUAUCUUAUAAUUAAAUAAA